AUGGCUAUAUCAACGCGAUCUCAGACCAACAGCCCGGUCAAAAAGACCACCACAGCGAAACCACCGCCAGCCGACACCAAAUCAUCCUCCCUCAAACACUUUAUCCUCCCCACGGCACUUUCUGAUAAAGCCAGGUUCCUGGUCCUAAACCAUCCACAAUCUUCUACACCCGAGCGGUUUCUGUUUUGCCCGGAGCGGGGCCUCUUUCAGUUCACCAAAGUCACCUCGCAAGACCCUCACAGCAUUCUCCUCGCGGGCGCAGACGCUCAUACAAGUGAUGAAGCAGAUGCUCUAAGCAAAGGACAUAUCAGCAAAGCUGCUGAACUAUUUGUCGCGGCACCUUUCGACCUAGCCUUCAUUCUCCUCGCCCUCCUUCGGCCAUCUUCUCUCAAAUCAAACCAAACCCUAUUCCACCCGCUGGAUGAUAUACUGGAGCAACACAUUCAGGAAAACAGACAUUUGCGGUAUAUCUUCAAUCAUGGACGGCCGCUCCUGGAAUCCGCAAUGGCCAAAUUCUGCGACUCAAUCGAUGCAGGGGACGAACAAAUGUUUCGGCCCAGUGAUGACAAAACAAUACAGAUGUUGAUGCAAAAGGUGGACUCUGUGAUUAAACAAGGCUUACCUGCCAGUCUCGAGGACAAGUUUGUGAAAAGGAAACUGGACAUUCCUUUGUUGAGUGUCAAGAGGGAAGAUACGACAUUGUCUUCGAGAUCGGACGACCAAGUCGUGGAAGACUCUAGUCCUGCCGUCGAAAACGCCGAUUCACAAUCGUCAACAGCCAGUACCGCACCAUCUACAGUCUUCUCCGAAGUGUCCGUCACUGCUACUACUUCUUCAACUUCCUCAGACCCCUCAGACGACAUCCCCGAAAAACUCUACCAUUCCCAAAAACAAAACGUCGUCCUCGACUUUAUACUAGUCUCCUACUUCUCGGACACUGUCGCAGAGCAUUUGAAAAGCCGCAUGCGAGCCACAAAUUCAGCCAUCGAUUUCACAUCUCUCGACGAACAUCUAAAACGGAUCGCCAGCAUGAAACUGGAAGCAGCUUCAGCGAGGUCCAUCGGAGACUUCAGCCGUAAACGUGGGCUGGACGACGAUGAGGCCGCAGAGCUACGGGAAGAAAAGAGGCGAAAACAAGAAGAAGAUGAAAAGAAGAAGAAAGCUGGCGAGUCUCGAGGAGUAAGGGACUUGAAAAAGGUUAAUGUGACGGGUAUGAAGAAGAUGAGCGACUUUUUUGCAAAGAAGCCGGUUGGGAAGGUGAAGGGAUGACAGACAAUGUAUGAUGAUAUUUAUGG
Exophiala mesophila is the source of this 1295-nucleotide messenger RNA. RefSeq lists its product as uncharacterized. The record is from RefSeq and is a predicted model, not a curated record. Gene Ontology annotation, cellular component: ribonuclease H2 complex; nucleoplasm. The transcript has a single exon. Bases 1 to 1269 code for a protein of 422 amino acids. Gene Ontology annotation, biological process: ribonucleotide metabolic process; RNA catabolic process. NCBI's taxonomy places the organism in Eukaryota, Fungi, Ascomycota, Eurotiomycetes, Chaetothyriales, Herpotrichiellaceae.